GGGCCGGGGCUGAGGAUGUGGCGGCUGCUGCUGGCGCUGGCCUGGCUCUGCACGACCCUUCCCACAGGAGCGGCGGCGGAGCGGAGCGCGGGCGGCCCCGAGCCGGUGCGGUACCGCACGGCCGAGAUGGCGGACGCGAUGCUGGGCAGCGGGGCCCUGGCCGAGCAGCCCGUGCUGCUGUCGGCGGUGCCGGCCGAGGCGAGCGGCGGCCCGGCGGGGGCUUGCGAUGCGGCGGCCGCGGGCGAUGCGUGCGGGCCGGCGGGGAGCGGCCCCGCGGCCGCCCAGGCCCGGGAGCAGCCCGUGCUGGAGGCCGUGCUGCCCGCGCCCGCUGAGGAGCAGAACGGCACCGACAGCGCCAAGGCUCCCAAGGUGAACUGCGAGGAGAGGAACACGACGGGCAUCGAGCGCUUCACGCUGCAGAUCCUGAACGUGUCCCAGGACUUGAUGGAGUUCCUGAACCCAAACAGCAGUGACUGUACAUUGGUCCUGUUUUACACACCGUGGUGCCGCUUUUCUGCCAGCUUGGCGCCUCAUUUUAACUCUUUGCCCCGAGCAUUUCCAACUCUUCGCUUCCUGGCACUGGAUGCAUCCCAGCACAGCAGUUUAUCAACUAGAUUUGGAACUGUGGCUGUACCAAAUAUCCUCCUUUUCCAAGGUGCUAAACCUAUGGCUAGAUUUAAUCAUACAGACAGAACGCUGGAAACCCUGAAAGACUUCAUCUUUAACCAGACAGGGAUAGAAGCUAAAAGCGAUGUGGCUGUGACCGAGGAAGACUGGGAAGGGCCCCUGCCAAGCGUUCUGACGAAGGGCAUAGACUGGCUGCUCCUGUUCUCUGUGCUCUUCCUGGCUGGCUUUGUCAUGUACGCCACCAUCCGCACGGACAGCAUCCGCUGGCUCAUCCCGGGACAAGAGCACGAGCAUCAGGAAUAACCGCAGAUGUUCAAACAGGGACAAAAUUUUCCACUUAUUGCUGAAGUGGGGAUUUCUAUGGACUAGAAGUACCUAGGAAUGGACUGUUGAGUUUGUUGGUUGUAAUUUAUAAUAAUGACUAAAAAUUUGCUUUAUUUAUCAAUUAUUGAAUCUGUAACGAGCAUAUUUGUGGUGAUUACAGUGGUAAGUGAACAAGUAUGAAAAAACGAACUAAAGUGUUUAUUAAGCUGCUCUGAUUGACCUCUUUUUGAUGGACUGCGACGUAAUUAGUGGUACAUUUGUGGAUCAAUUUGUAGAUCAGGGAAGAAUUUAACAGCACAUUGGUCUGUGCGUGGCACUGCAAGGAAAAUGAACUAUGAAGAUGUUUUAAAUUAUUUUUCACUCCCAUGGAGGUGACUGUUCCCAUCUCUGGCGCUGAGGUUCAGUGCUGUUUUUCUCAUUUGCUUUCCUCUGAGUUUUGCUUAAGUAGCAGUUCUUCAUGAGAUUUAGAGUCACUUCCCAAGCUCACCUUACUAUUUCUGUGUGUGUAUACAACUAAUUUACCACACUACUGUUGAAUGAAAUUGUAUUAAUUGUCCUUUUUUAAAAAAAUAAAUCAGGUUUUUAGUGUAA
This is a messenger RNA of Hirundo rustica (Barn swallow), 1542 nucleotides long. RefSeq names its product thioredoxin domain containing 15 (gene TXNDC15). The transcript has 5 exons. The record is from RefSeq and is a predicted model, not a curated record. Gene Ontology annotation, cellular component: cilium. Bases 16 to 930 code for a protein of 304 amino acids. Lineage: Eukaryota; Metazoa; Chordata; Aves; Passeriformes; Hirundinidae. Gene Ontology annotation, biological process: cilium assembly.